AUGGAAGCAUCAAUUGGGUUAAUAGAUACUGCGGGGCAUGCUUCUGGAAGCAAAGAAUUGCUCUGGUCGGCUUCUAUUUUUGCUGGGAUCAUCAUGUGCAAAACUGUUUAUGAAUUAACAGGUGUGGUUAGCCCUAUAUUAUUCAAGGGAUACAGCAAACUCGACAACAAGGUGAAACUUGAAUGGAACAACCGAGGGUUCUCUACUGUUCAUGCCAUUAUUGUGGCGGCUGGUUCUCUAUAUCUCUUGCUUGCAUCAAAUCUAUUUGAUGAAUCUGACGAUGAGUUGAUUGUCAAUAGAACAUCAACUUUGUCAGACACCAUACUGGGGGUAUCCAUUGGUUACUUUCUAACGGACUUGGCAAUGAUUAUUUAUAACUUUCCAGCAUUAGGUGGCAUGGAGUAUGUUUUGCACCAUGGACUCUCUAUGUACUCAAUUAUUCAAUCACUUUUGAGCGGUCAAGCACUGAUUUACAUACUGAUGGUUCUCUUUUCCGAGAGCACAACUCCCUUUGUUAAUCUAAGAUGGUAUCUUGAUGUUGCUAGUCAGAAGUCGUCUAAACUGUACAUCUUCAAUGGUGUGGCUUUGUUCUUGGGGUGGCUGGUAGCGAGGAUUCUUUUGUUUGUCUACUAUUUCUACCACAUGUUUAUCCAUUUUGAUCAGGUCAAGGAAGUCUACCCUUUGGGCUUCUACAGCUUGCUUGCUGUACCCCCGGUGUUGACAUUAAUGAACUUAUUCUGGUUCUGGAAAAUAGCGAGAGGCUUGGUCAAAACCUUGAAGAAGGCAAGACACAAUGAGUAG
Fraxinus pennsylvanica is the source of this 801-nucleotide messenger RNA. The record is from the annotation of a GenBank genome assembly. Lineage: Eukaryota; Viridiplantae; Streptophyta; Magnoliopsida; Lamiales; Oleaceae.